Desarmillaria tabescens is the source of this 824-nucleotide messenger RNA. RefSeq lists its product as uncharacterized. Lineage: Eukaryota; Fungi; Basidiomycota; Agaricomycetes; Agaricales; Physalacriaceae. The record is from RefSeq and is a predicted model, not a curated record. Gene Ontology annotation, molecular function: protein binding. Gene Ontology annotation, cellular component: ESCRT-0 complex. Gene Ontology annotation, biological process: protein transport to vacuole involved in ubiquitin-dependent protein catabolic process via the multivesicular body sorting pathway. The annotation marks the transcript as partial. The transcript is spliced from 3 exons.
AUGAGCACGGCGGGACUCCGACUCCGUACCACCACACUCCGAGUUCGCAUGGUGAAGACUGGAUCCCUCGGUGCGGUAGUGGACGCUGGCCGACUCUGCACGACGACGGCCCACCUUCACCUACCUCGUCUGAUGCCGACACGAUUACGCAGCUAUCUGCUGUGCUCGACGACGCCGACAUGCCGGCCGAUAAUGAUAGUCAACAGCGGGGGUUGCGAUGAGACGAGGGUAGACAUGCGGGUGAUGCGUGCGCGUAUGGGGAUGGGGAUGGGUCGGGGAGGAUGGUGCAUGCUUGUGGAGUUGAGCGGGUCGCCCUCCAUCCCGCCACCUCCACCAGCACCAGCACCCGCACCAACCGUCGUCCAAGCCAAAGCACUAUGGGCCUACAACCUCGACGCCUCUGACCCCGACGAUCUCUCCUUCGCGGCUGGGGACAUCAUCGCCAUUGUCGAAGAGACCAACGCGGACUGGUGGCUUGGCGAGCACAACGGCUGCAGGGCCCUCUUCCCUGCGAACUAUGUCGAGAAGAUCACCGCGCCUGCACCUGCAGCUAGGACUCUUCCUCCCGUGUAUAUCCCGCCUACGGGUGGUCGAUCCGUCCCUCCAGCUCCUGCUGCGACACAGAAGAAAGAGUACAAGCCCUUCAUGGCUGCCCAUUCUGGCUCCAACGUCCCUCCGCCUCCUGGGGCGGGUACCAACUCUGUUGGUCUCCAGCAGGACCCCGGCCAGGAUGGGAAGAAGAGCAAGUUUGGGAAGUACGGUAAUACAAUGGCUCAUUCUGCUGCAGGUGGUGUAGGCUUCGGUGCGGGUGCUGCUAUUGGGUG